Messenger RNA from Drosophila guanche, 1343 nucleotides. RefSeq names its product NAD-dependent protein deacetylase Sirt2 (gene Sirt2). The transcript has 4 exons. The coding region runs from base 124 to 1245 and encodes 373 amino acids. Gene Ontology annotation, molecular function: NAD+ binding; histone deacetylase activity, NAD-dependent. Lineage: Eukaryota; Metazoa; Arthropoda; Insecta; Diptera; Drosophilidae. The record is from RefSeq and is a predicted model, not a curated record.
CACUGUUGUGUUGUGUUGAUUUUGCUUUUUGUUAAAAAAAAUAAAAAACCAACGGCAGGUAUUCUGCAAAGGCUUGCAAGCCUUCGAUAUAUUUACUAUCAAAGGCUUAAAACUUGCUUCACCAUGAGCGACAACGAGCACAAUGAUCCUGCGGCUGUGGGGAUCAGAUCGAAGGAGGCCGAUUCCCCCGAUAAUGACAGCAAUGGAGGUAGUCCAACAAUUGAUGGAAUUAGUAUAAUGCUCGCAAAUACUUUGAGUAUGGGUCCCAGUACCUCAGCGACCAGGGAGAAGGUCAUAGCCGACCUGACACCUAAGGGCCUCGCUGACCACUGGCGUAAGAAUGGAUUCAAGAAGAUUAUCACCAUGGUUGGUGCUGGCAUAUCCACAUCCGCUGGCAUACCGGACUUUCGGUCCCCCGGCUCGGGGCUGUACGACAACCUGGCCAAAUAUAAGCUACCGUACCCCGCGGCUAUAUUUGAGUUGUCGUACUUCAAAAGGAAACCAGCGCCCUUCUUUGCGCUGGCCAAGGAGCUCUACCCCGGCUCGUUUAAGCCCACUGCGGCUCACUAUUUCAUACGCCUUCUCCAUGAGAAGGGUCUGCUGGUGCGCCACUACACGCAGAAUAUUGACACGCUGGAUCGGCUGGCGGGCGUGCCUGAAGACAAGCUGGUCGAGGCCCACGGCAGCUUCCACACAAACCAUUGCAUUAGGUGCAAAAAGGAAUAUGACAUGGCCUGGAUGAAGGAAGAGAUUUUCGCUGAUCGGGUGCCCAAGUGCACGUCAUGCAUGAAAAUUGUAAAGCCGGAUAUUGUGUUCUUUGGGGAAGACUUGCCAGAGAAGUUCCACAAAAGCUUGGAUGUUGACUUCAAGGAGUGCGAUCUCCUCAUCAUCAUGGGCACCUCGUUGGAAGUUCAUCCGUUUGCAGCGCUGGCGCAGUACCCGGGACCGCGCUGUGUGCGCCUUUUGAUCAAUCGCGAUGCCGUGGGUCGUUUAAAGUAUACCACUUGGAUGGAUGAGCAAAACGGCGAUUCUCUGCUCUACAAUAGACCCACCAACACGCGCGAUGUGGCCUACCUAGGCGACUGUGACGCUGGUGUGCUGGAGUUAGCCAAAAAUCUGGGCUGGGAGGAGGAACUACAGGAGCUCAUGUCCACUGAGCUGAAACUUUUGGACAAGCCGAAUGCGGUUGUAAAGCAGAAGUCAAAGAAAGAUAAGGCGGCUGCCUCGACCAGCAGCACCCAUUAGUAGAUGGGUUUAAAGAAGUGUGUAGAUAAAUAGUUAAGUUUGGCUAAGAGUGCAAUUUGUAUACAUGAGACAUGUAUAAACGGACAAAGGAAUGUGCA